AACUUGUGGGUUGUGAGUUGGGGAAGGAGGUGAAGCCACUCCACGGAAAAAAUGCUUUUCAGCACCACUUCGUUCCUCCCAGGCGGUUGUUGUGUUGCGUCCCUCAGGAAGGAUUCUGGCAAACGCCCCCAGAGGUGGUUGGGUAUUUAGCCUUGAACCCUAAAGCCGGAGAGUUGGAAGGGCUGCUUGAGGACGCUCAGAUCAACCCUCUGCUCAGUGCCGCAGCCCAGAUUUAAGCGGUCCGGCCGGGGAGCUGUCCAGCACUUCUCCGGUCGCUGGUUCCCCGUCCAACGGCUUACUGUUGGCAGUGUUUCCCGUCGUUCGGUCUGAGCCAGCCUUCCUGUGGCUUUAACCCCGUGUCCCAAGUCCUGCGCUCCAGUCGGAGGGGACAGGCCUUGGCCUGUGCCCGGGUGUCUGGAGAGAGCGCCUUUCCUCAAGGCCAGCCGCCCAGCUUCGUCGCUCUCUGCUCCUAGGACUGUGUUUCUAGCCCACUGCCUUUCUGUCAGCCCAUUUCUCUGCAUCCUGCUUAAUGAUUACUUCCUGUAAUUUGGAAAUCGCUCUAUCAUUGAUGUAACCUAAAAUUGCCUUUGCCUUUUUUUGCAGCCACAUCACGCUGCUGGCUCAUUUUAGCUUGCAAUCAACUCCCAUUCAGAGAUCUGUUUGCAAUUAUUAUUCCCAAGCCAGGAGUCCCCAUCCAGUACUUGGCUAUUGGAUUUCUUUCUCCUCAGUCAAGAACGCUGCAUUUGUCUGUUAAAUUUUAUUAUUUGUAGCCCAGUUUUGGUUGUUGAUGGUCUCCCCACUUGCGCCACCUCAGGGCUGCUCCCGGCUGUUGAUCGCAGAAGAGCUUUGCAGAGAAGGAUAUUCAGGCAAAGGUCGAGGUUGUGAUUUGGUUUUAUUGCUUGCUCUCUCAAGCACUAUUUGGUGGUUCUAGAUCAAACAAAUACUUUCCCUGGCUUCUUUCCACAAUCCAAUGGCAGGUGGGCUUGGCUUGCACACCAUCCCAGUUGUGUUCUCUAAGUAACGCAUGGGAAAACUGUAUUUCCUCAAUACAUAAUUUUUUACACUGCACAAGGAAACGGAUCGGUGAGUGGCUGUGCCUUGACACCAAGGCCUUUGCAACUAGAGAACGGGAGGAGAGCAGAAGAUGAAUGCUGGAGUUUCACGUGGGAUUGCACGUGCGUGUCUCACAGAUCCUUCUCAGCCAACUAACUCCUUCCUCAGUACCUUUCCCUAAAGAAAAGCCAACAGCCCGACUGCUAGACCGCUCUGCAGGGUUGCUGUAACCUCACUGAUUUAGCCAUAACCUCCAACAAAAUGAGCAUAACAACACCAGGGUUCCUCGCAGUGUAUAAUGCUCCUGCUUGUUGCAUCGGGCUUCUCAGAAAUCAGGUGCUUUAUCUGCAGGCACCAGCGAAUUCAACAGAAGAGAAACGCUCUCCGACAUCCAGGGAGAUUGCACAGGACUCUCGGCCGGAGGCUCACGGACAAGAGCUGCAGGAUUUCCUGGCCGCUCACGGCUCAUCAAGGCUCCAGCCCCCUCACCGGCUGAGGCUCUCUCUGGCAACCGGGAUGGCUGUGGCCUGCGAGGAAGACGCCAUGAGAACAACUGGUGGCCACCAACACGAAGAAGCUGCUCCUUGUACCCUCUGGAGUUUGAUUCCGCCUCUCCCUGGUUUCCUGGACUUUGCCUUGCACUUUCCAGCCUUGGAGCUGAGCGACCGUCAGUUUGCUUAUCGAUCGAUGGAUCUACGCAGUUAACAGGUCCGGCCAGCCUCUCACAAGCAACUCAGAAAGAACAACAAAAGACUCAAAAGGAAUUGGAUCGUAAAAGAUCGCAGAACCCGGAGCUCUUCCGCUGAAGCCCUCCAGCCAUGGAAACCAUGAUCCUGGCCUGCUCCAAAGACCUCCUGAGCCAGUGCCUGGAGGGAAGCCAGUUCCUGACAGCUUUGCAAAAGGCGGGCGGGGUCAAAGCCCCUGCCUCUGGGGAGGGAUGCUGUGCCACAGGGCCAGGGGAGUGGCAGGGGGCCCGUCUCCUGCCUCCCCGAGGCAGUGCUGAGUAUGCAGGACAGCCCCGCCCGGCCAGCUGUGCUGCACGGAGAGAGGGGGUCCUGCUAGCCCCCAGGCCCAGCUGACGGAGCCAGGAGCUCGUGUCCACCCAAACCCCUACAUCUGCGCCACACGCGGAACUCGCUUCCCAGGACAGGAGGGGGGCGGCUCCCCAUGCUGGCCUUUCGGGAGGCUUGGACACCUCUCUUGCAGUUGCUCGUAGUCCUUUUUGCCAAAAUGAGUAUUUAAUUCUGUCUUAAUAUAAGUUUUUACAAUGUUUGCAUACAUAUUAGAAUUUUGGCAUUUUGUAUACCAUCUUGGGGCAUCAGUGAUGGUGGCUUAAAAGUCGGACCGAGUCAAAGAGUAACAAAGUCCCAGAUCCUGAGGAUGCCCACCCAAAAGUUCUCAAAGGACUCAAAUGGCUGAUGUUCCAGAAGAACACACACCCUUCCCCUGGAGGGUAGCCAGAGCUCCCAUUAAUUGCAGGGUUCAGCCUAACCUCAGUACUGGGGGAGCUCAGGAGGGCACUGCUAUUGAACACAGGCCCCAGAGGAUCAAACUACGGAAGAACAUCUAGAUGGACCCCACAAAGGGAAAUUCAGCCUCACCUCUGAGCUUUCUGGGAGGGUCGGCAGGGCAUCCUUCCCACGUCACGCAGAAGCCUUUGGCAGGGUCACUCAGGGGGGGGAAGUCAGUGUCCCUGCGGGACUGCUGCUUUCGAACUCACUCCUCGUUUAAGUAGAAACUGAUGCACGCUGGGCAAAAGCCCUUAACCUCACGCACACGUUCGAUGGGGUCGGAGCCGUCUGUAGCUCAAAAGUCUCGGGGUGAACGUGGCCACCUCGGCAAAGAUGUCGGCCUUGUCGCGGCAGCCGUGGAAAGGGAGGGCAGAGGCCGUGCCAGGGUCAUCAGGAAAGGGGCAGGAAUGCAGCCGCCAGCACGGGGUGCCCUUACAGAAAUCCGUGGAACGCCCACAGGACCCGGAGCGCCAGGUGCGGUUCUGGCCGCCAAGCUGGACAAGGGAUAUCGAGGACCAGGGAGGGCGUGGAAGGGGGCAGGCAAGAGGAUCAGGGGCUCCAACACCGUCCCUGCGAGAAAACGCCUUUUCGCUCUUUCACGGAGCAAGGGGGGCAGGGAGGGGGCACGUUCAAGAAGCUUAAACCUUGCCUGGCCCGGAGAAAGAGCGAGCGGAAGGUUUUCUCCCUCUCUCCGAACACGAAGACAGCCCCCCCCCCCCCCCAUGAGGCGGAUCGCAAGGAGAGUUGAACGGCCAGAAGGAAGCACUCUGAACUCCACAGCGCACAAGGAACCGGUGGGAUUCACUCCCAGAAGAAGUGUUAGUAGAUGGCCACUAAGUGAUACAUUUAUGAUCCAAAGCUGUCAGUCCUGGACUCAGCAUUAGCUCUGGGCUGCAGGCACCAGCAGGUGCAUGCUGUAGCAGUGAGUUCCUCUGACUACGCUGCUGUUGAUGUACCGUGGAAAAAUUUACCUUAUCCCAUAGUAGACGGUUCUAUAAAAGCACCUGAAAUUCUGCAGUGCAGUUUCUUCUCGCUGUGAGGCUCCUGUUCUGCAAUCGAAUGAUUAACCACCUUCAGCAAAUUUUCUCCCCUCAGACCACCAGAAAAAAUCCAUAAUGAAUUAAAAAAUGCUGCUUUUUUUCUCCCUGCUCCUCCCUGGAGCUUCAAGGGAAAUAACUCAUGGGGGAUCUUGCUGCCCCCUUCACUGGGGAAUUGAGCUUUUGCAGGAAGGCCCACUGUCCCCGUCAAGUGGCAUAAAGGGAUGGUCUUUGCAGAAGGAAGGCCUCCCCCCGCAGGGACUUGGGAGAUGGGGGCGAGUUGGAGAUGGCGCAGGAUGGAGCUUUUUCCGCCCUCCCCCUCUCCCCCCAGCCUGAUCAGCAAUACCCAAGGAAGAGAGAGGGUGGCAGACAGGCAGAGGAACGCAGGUCCUCCUUUGUUUGAAGGGCCAGAUCUCCGGAAAGCCUCCUUUUGACCUUGGCAGGGUCAUGUCGCUUUCUUGGAACCUGUGGAAAUGGCCUGCUGUCACCCCCUUUGGGGGUGUUUUUUCAGUCUCCCACCCUGGUGCUUCCUGGUGCUCUCAUCCAGAGAUGACCUUGCGUCGUUUUGUCAAGCUCAGCCACCUUCUGCACCGAGGCCACAAACAGCUGCAUUUUACUUUCGGGUGGCUGCAUAUCCUGAGAAUGUGGGGUUGACUGGAGAGGGACUGAUGCAGCAAUCCGUCCGCCGUGCAGCCUCUUGGAAGGCGUUGGCUGCCUUCUGCCUGGGCGCAAAGGUGAGGAGCGAUGGACGGGCCCCCCGGAUGCUUCCUGGGAACUGUCCUCCUCCUGCCCCGCCUGGGAGUGAACGACCCAGCCUGACCCAGCCCUGAAGACCCUGCAAGAAACUGGGCGGUGUUCGCUUGGCUCCUCCCUGUCCAAGGAUGCGGCCCAGGAGAAGCAGAGGGCCUUUGAGGGGACGUGGACGCGUCACCUUAGAGUCCAAGACGGGACAGAAAGGUGAAGGGAUGUAUGUAUUUGUGGCAUUUACAUCUCAGUGGCUGGGUCCAGACUCAGUUCAGAGCAUCGCUGCACACGUACCCAAGGUUUCAGGAGAUCCCGUUGCAGCCGGCUAAGAGAACCAGCAGUAGGCAGGACGCCAUGGACCAAAGCCUUCCACUCGAAGCAGCACAGGAGGGUUAGGAAAAGGACAGGGAGGCAAGGAGUGCUUUCCAGCGAGCCGAGAUUCAAAGGGGACACGCCACGUCGGGAAUGGCAGGCGGAGAUGCUGCAAAGCCCAGCAGUAGCUGACGUGUGCAGAAGAACUGGGCAGCUGUGGGGCCGCUGGCAGGAGAGAAGCCAGAGCCUCUCAGGAGCCAGAAUCCUCCCAGAUUCCAAAGGGGAAUCAGGUUCAAAGCGGGACAAUUGACAAAAGGAGGGAACAGCAACUCAAGGUGGGUAGCUGCUGACCCCUUCCCGCCAGCCCAUCCAAGAUGCCGGAGCAAAGCAACGACUACCGCGUGGUGGUCUUCGGGGCCGGAGGCGUGGGCAAGAGCUCGCUGGUGCUGCGCUUCGUCAAGGGCACCUUCCGCGACACCUACAUCCCCACCAUCGAGGACACCUAUCGGCAGGUGAUCAGCUGCGACAAGAGCGUCUGCACACUGCAGAUCACCGACACGACCGGCAGCCACCAGUUCCCGGCCAUGCAGCGCCUCUCCAUCUCCAAGGGCCACGCCUUCAUCCUGGUCUUCUCUGUCACCAGCAAACAGUCACUGGAAGAGCUGAAGCCCAUCUACCAGCAGAUCGUGCAGAUCAAGGGCAGCGUGGAGACCUUCCCCGUCAUGCUGGUUGGCAACAAGUGCGACGAGACGCAGCGGGAGGUGGAGACCAGGGAGGGGGAGGCCGUGGCCCAGGAAUGGCGGUGCGCCUUCAUGGAGACCUCGGCCAAGAUGAACUACAACGUCAAGGAGCUCUUCCAGGAGCUGCUCAGCCUGGAGAAGCGCCGCAGCAUGAGCCUCAGCAUCGACGGCAAGCGGUCCAGCAAGCAGAAGCGGACAGAGAAAAUCAAGGGCAAGUGCAGCCUGAUGUGAGUGGCCGGGAGGCGGCAGCCCC
Molecule: messenger RNA, 5650 nt
Organism: Python bivittatus (Burmese python)
Lineage: Eukaryota; Metazoa; Chordata; Lepidosauria; Squamata; Pythonidae
Source: RefSeq, a predicted model, not a curated record